This is a messenger RNA of Mauremys mutica (yellowpond turtle), 3844 nucleotides long. It is a transcript of the gene PDE1B, whose product is annotated as phosphodiesterase 1B. The record is from RefSeq and is a predicted model, not a curated record. NCBI's taxonomy places the organism in Eukaryota, Metazoa, Chordata, Testudines, Geoemydidae. Gene Ontology annotation, biological process: signal transduction. The transcript has 15 exons. Gene Ontology annotation, molecular function: 3',5'-cyclic-nucleotide phosphodiesterase activity. The coding region runs from base 398 to 1960 and encodes 520 amino acids.
UAGCUGGGAAAUCGUUCUUUACAAGGCUAGAGCCAAGGGCGGGGAUGGAGUAAACUCACACAGGCAGAACUGGGUAGAGGUUACAGGCAGUUUGCUUGUUUUACAGCAAACCUUCCCCCACAGCCGCCUGACAGUUCCUGUGGGGUUAUUUUCUUCAUCACUCCCCUCUGAGCCCCCACAACCCCCGCCCUCCUGGCCACAACACUCCCACGCCACCGCUGCAGCUGCCAAAGUUAGUUCCUCUGAAGAAAACAGCUUCCCCACGGCCCCGGCCAGUGGUGAGCGACCUAUGGUGCUGAGGUGAGGGGAGCCGGCUUCCCCUGGGAUUUACACCAUUUGCAAGAGGGAGAACCCCAGCGCUUUGCCCUGGCACUCAACUAGCUGGCACUUGUCCACCAUGGCACGGUUCGUGACAGUGCAGAGAGCCCAUCUGAAGGGGCCUAUCCUAAGGCUGAGGUACAUGGUGAAGCAGCUGGAGAAUGGCGAGGUGAACAUCGUGGAGCUGAAGAAGAACUUGGAGUACACAGCUUCACUGCUAGAGGCCGUCUACAUUGAUGAGACCAGGCAAAUUCUGGACACAGAGGAUGAGCUGCAGGAGAUCAAGUCGGACGCGGUGCCGUCAGAGGUGCGGGACUGGCUGGCCUCCACCUUCACCCAGCAGACCCGCGCUAAGGGCCGGCGCUCCGAGGAGAAGCCCAAGUUCCGCAGCAUCGUCCAUGCUGUGCAGGCCGGCAUUUUCGUUGAGAGGAUGUUCCGCCGGACGUACACAGCUGUGGGGCCUAACUACUCCACCUCUGUCAUCAACUGCCUGAAGACCCUGGACCUGUGGUGCUUCGACGUGUUUGCGCUGAGCAGAGUGACGGAGGAGCACGCCCUGCGCACCAUUGUCUUUGAGCUGCUCACCAGACACAACCUCAACAGCCGCUUCAAGAUUCCCACUGUGUUUUUAAUGACGUUACUGGACGCGCUGGAGGCUGGCUAUGGGAAAUACAAGAACCCCUACCACAAUCAGAUCCACGCAGCUGACGUGACCCAGACUGUGCACUGCUUCCUGUUGCGCACUGGCAUGGUGCACUGUCUGACGGAGAUUGAGGUCCUGGCCAUCAUCUUCGCAGCUGCCAUCCACGACUAUGAGCACACGGGCACCACCAAUAGCUUCCACAUUCAGACCAAGUCUGACUGUGCCAUCCUGUACAACGACCGCUCGGUGCUGGAGAACCACCACAUCAGCGCUGUCUUCCGCAUGAUGCAGGAGGAUGAGAUGAACAUCUUCAUCAAUCUGGCCAAGGAUGAGUUUGGGGAGCUGCGGUCCCUGGUGAUUGAGAUGGUCCUGGCCACAGACAUGUCUUGUCACUUCCAGCAGGUCAAGUCCAUGAAAACCUCCCUCCAGCAGCUGGAGAGGAUCGAUAAAUCGAAAGCGCUGUCGCUGCUGCUGCAUGCAGCCGACAUCAGCCACCCCACCAAGCAAUGGAGCGUCCACAGCCGCUGGACCAAGGCUCUGAUGGAGGAGUUCUUCAGACAGGGGGACAAGGAGGCUGAGCUGGGCCUGCCCUUCUCUCCGCUCUGUGAUCGCAAGUCCACGCUGGUGGCCCAGUCCCAGAUCGGUUUCAUUGAUUUCAUCGUGGAGCCCACUUUCUCGGUGCUGACGGACGUGGCGGAGAAGAUCGUCCUCCCGCUGGUGGAGGAAGGCUCCAAGUCUAAGUCCUCCUCCAGCCAGCAGAGCAGUUCCCAGUGGAAGCAGCCGUCCCUAGAUGAGCAUUCAGAGCUGGGCGACAUCAACGCUGACAUCACCAGCUUCCGCUCCACAUGGACCAAAUACAUCCAGGAGAACAAGCAGAAGUGGAAGGAGCGAGCGGCCAGCGGGAUCACUAACCAGACAUCCAUUGAUGAGCUGUCACCGUGCGAGGAGGAGCCACGUGUGCCCGAAAACCAGCACAAUCAGAACGGCGAUGUGGAAUAGCACAGUCUGCGAGGGAGAGAGGUCCCUUUUCCAACUGAAUGAUGCAGUUUAGUCCAAAGUCUUCGAUGCCAUCGAAAUCAGCACCAUCGCAGGAGGAGCCGCCCCAGGCCGGAGGGCGAGUGGGAACAACCAUUGCCAAGAUAUAAAAAUUAGUGUAAACCUUAGAGUCAAGGGAAAUCCUGAUGUCACCGAGCACAUGGCCUGAACCCAUCAAACCCUCCCUCACUGCCACGGUCCCGGAGCCCUGGCCUGGCCAGGCCAGUCACCCGCCCCCCAAGCCAGGUACUACAGGCCCCUGUUCCAUCUGCCUUCCUGCCCCACCACUUCAGCUGGGGCUAUAAGAGACGUCUCACUGCCCAGCCAGCAAACGCCCGGGGCUGCGGGGCCAGGGCUUUGCCUGUGUCUUUUUAAAGGAUUUGUUCUCUGGAUUCUCAAUGAGUCAGACACUGGGAUGAUUGAGGAGUGGAGGCUUCAGGGUGAUCCACGGGGCUGUGGGAGGAGUUUGGGGGAGAAUGUGGGGGGGGGCAGACUGGUCACUUGGGGAAUUGUGGGCUCCAGCAGUGCCCCCAGGGCGUGGCACAGCUGCUUACCUGCCCACUGGAGCCAGGAUGGAUGACCGCUACACAAUACCUGUCUGGGGUGACGUCUACAUCCCCCAAACUCAGAGCCCCAGGGCCUACCCUUAGCACAGAGCGUGGGCUGGGUCACCCCUCAUACCCCCAGACAGACACACCCACUCCUCACAGGCCAGAAUCUCUUCCCCGUCUGCAGUGGGGUCCCUGCAGAGAAGGGUCUGGCCUCCAGUGGCAAACCCUGCUGACUUGCAGCCCCAAUAUGUAUCUACCCGGAGCCCAACCCCCUUUCCCAGGGCUCCCCUCCAAUUUGAUUGGGUCAGGGCCCACUCAGUUUCCCAUGGGGAUCCCAGGAGCUCCCUGGAGAUGUCAUGGGGCUGACAGUUACAGUGUGUUUGUUCUGUGUCACCUUGCACAUGGGGCCUUGCAGCGUGACGGGCGGCUCCACUGGUCACAGGGCAGGGAGUGUACACUCUUUUGCCUGGAUAAACACUUGCUAAACAGUAAAGGAGCCAGGUACAUGCUCCACAAUAAGGCCAGGUGAAGCCACGUCUCCCUGGCGUGCAGGAUAAUAAACGGAACUGAGACAAGGGCUUCCCAAGGUCUCGCCACCCCCGCACCGCUCCAUGCUGUGUCUCUCCCUAGGCUGCGGAGCCAGACAUGUCACUGCUCCCCAGUGCCCCUGAGCGACAUGCGUGGAAGGAUGGGCAGGGGCAGGUGCAUUCACCCUCCACCCCGUGGGCUGGAAUGACCAUAACAGAGCAGAGUGUUCCUCUGAUCCAGGUCCCGUGGCUGCAGGGGGGCUCCAGAGCAGGCCCCUUAGCACACCUGGCUGUUAACAGGACUUGGCUCCCAAGCGCAGGGUGGCCUGGAGCAAACUCCACGGCCCCACUCCCACCUUGCAGCACAGGGACGGUUUUUCUGGAAGGGGGCACGUUUGAACCCUGCGCUCUGGGCCUGCUCUGGUCACACAUGCAAUGACUGUGGCAGUCUCAGCUUACAACUGUUAACUCAGCUGAGUUGCUGUGGGUUGUGGUGCAGCAGGAUUCAGCAAGCGCCACAGGAGCCAGCAGCUCUAAGGGCAUUGGCAGAGCUGGGGGCGGGGGGCAGGAUGAGAAUAGCAGGAGCUGGGGGGCUGGGCGCCCUAGAGGGGCUAGAAAGGGAAUGACGAAUAGGUUGUGCUAGACUAGCAUUGGCAGAGCUGUGUGUGGGGAGCCCAGGGCUCAGAGAGCAGGGAGUGCAGGUUGGGAUUGAGGGGCACCGGUAGAGCAGUGACUGCGGAGCUCAGGGCUCAGAUACCAGGGGGCUGCAG